CACAAUGGCAAAUGCAAGCUCAAUCAGCUGCUGCUAAUGCUGUAAUGUUCGAUCGGUCCAGUGGUGUUAGUUGUGAUGAAUGUUUAGAAAGAUGUAGCAAACACUUUCAAAACCAUUCAUCUGAGUGGAUUUGCCGUUCUUUAACUUAUGAUCAUCGAUGGAAAAUUUGUGAUUUAUUCGCAGUAAAUGGUGGCGAUUCUCCUUAUAAUUUAUUAGAUUUUGAAGGACGCGAUUAUUUUCAAUAUAUGCCAGCACUUCCUCCAACAGACAGUGAAAUGUUGGGGCUUAAACAGAACGAAAUUUUGGAACAUUUUAAUACGAACAACGAAAAACAAUGUAGCUGUCCAUGCAAAGCUUUAAGUGAAUUAACUGCACAAAGAAAUAUUCCUUUAAAUCUAACCGGGUCAGAAAACGGAGAAAAAGUGAUUGGUGACUCAACUUUGGAAGUUAAACCAAUCCCUGUUAAUAAUGCUUCUGCUUUAGAGAAUGCUGCUGAUCAAUUGUUUGGCACAAAGAAUAUUGAAAUAGAAAAAUCAUUAGAAAACCAAUCUACUAACUCAACAACAUUAUCUUCCCCAUUACCAAUAAAUUCAGAACAAAAUUUAAAUGAAUCUUCAAUUAAUUCUUUGGAAAAUAAUUUAAUAAUUAAUUCUACCUUAAUUCCCCCCUCAACUUCUUCAAUUGAAUCAAUUCCUACAGAAAUAACUUCAACAAUUUCUCCUCCUUCUCAAAAUUCUUCUGUAGAAGAACAAUCACCUCCAAUAGAGAUUGGAAAGUCUUUUGGGUCAAAAACAUAUGAGUUCGCAAUAAAAGUCCGUAAAAAGCCAGUGAAGAAUAUCCGCAAAAGAAGUCCGCAAAAGUUUGUCCGGCAAGACGGUUGUCCCCCCCCCUCCCUGCCUUAUCCACACAAGUGCCUAAUUUCAAUAUACCUACCAAUAUCCAAUAUUUAUAUUUUUAAAAAGCCUCAAAAAGACGUUCAACUAAACAAAAAUGUGGACAAACCUCAACUAAUUCAAAGACCCAUAAUAAAACAACAAAAAAUAGCAACAAAUAAUGUCUGCCCAAAAAUAGGACAAAUAGCCUAUUAUGCUGAAAUUGAAGGAAAAAUACAAAGAAAAAACAAUGGGAAAAUAGAAAAAAUAAAUGAUAUAAAGAAUUCGAGAGAUUGUUUGGAUAUUUGUGAUGGGCAAACAAAAACAAAUUGUAAUUCUGCCCAAUGGACAACAACAGAAGGCUGUGAAUUAUAUAGCAAUUUUUCUACACAAAUUAUAUCUCCACAAAGUCUGUUGACCUUUUUACCGUCUACUGCAACAGAAAAUGCCAAAUAUUAUGAAAAAGUUUGUGUCAAUAAAAAUAUACUGAAAGAUGAAAGUAGACGAACAUUUGUGGCUAUACCCGGAUAUAUUCUUGUUGGACAUGUUCAAGAAGUCUCUAAUGCUGGUUCAUUAUCAGAAUGUUUAAAAGCCUGUUUGUCUGCUUCUGCUGAUUAUGGGUUUACUUGUAAAUCCUUGAUGUUUUACCCUUCAGAUCAAGAACAGAAUUGCCUAAUGAACUCAGAAAGUAGACAUACUCAAUCAGACGUUUUUGUUCCAGAAGAGCAAAAUGUUGAAUUUAUGAUUUAUCUAGAUUUAGACACUCCCCAACAAAAAUUGCUUCCUUCAACAAUAAAUGAACAACGACGUUUUUACGACUCACCAAUUAACGAAAAAUUAGAAAAUAAAACUUCUAAAGAAGAAGAAACUUGGACUCAUUGGUCUAAAUGCCUAAAUUCUGAAACAGCUGCAGAAAUGCGGCAUCGUUAUUUAAAGUGUAGAGAGUCGAAAGACAUUAGGAAAUGCCCGAAAGAGACGAUUCCUUGCGGCAAAAAAAAACCAACAAUAAAAAUUCAAAAAAUUUGGCAUUCUGAUAACAAUACAAAUCAACAAAAAUUAAAAUUGAACGAGAAAACCAAUGCUUUUAGCAAUAUUUUGAGUGAAUGCAGAGCUGUUAGGGAUGCUUUGGGAAGAAAAAAGUGCCCUUAUGGAAUGAGGUUUUGAAGAGAAUUUUUGCUUAAGAGGGUAUUUUAAAUAGGGAUAUCGCAUGGUCACCUUCCCCACACC
Messenger RNA from Meloidogyne enterolobii, 2099 nucleotides. NCBI's taxonomy places the organism in Eukaryota, Metazoa, Nematoda, Chromadorea, Rhabditida, Meloidogynidae. The record is from the annotation of a GenBank genome assembly.